AUGUUUGCCAAAAUCCCCACCACGCUUCUCCUGCUCGUCACCUCGCUCGCACUACCUACAUACGCUGGUAUACAACAAACAGACUUCAGCGGCAUUGGUCACAUCUACGUCUUAGCCUCCGACAACUGGGGCACCGCAACCCCAGAGUCAAGUGUAGGAUGCCUGAAUGCGCAUGGCAAAUUCGUCCAUGACAGUGGGAGCGGGAAAGAAUGCGGGACAUUCGAGCGCAUGGAUGACUACCCUUAUACUCUUAGCACUCACAAUGGCAACUGCACAUUCCAAGACGCUAGUCAAGAAGAGAACGUCGACAGCCACUACGGGCAGGGCGAUUAUGCGUGGACGUGUACGGAGCGCAACGUUGACAUUUACGACGAGCUAUACACUAUAACCGGAUUCCCAUACGUCUUCCUCUGCUUCGGAGAUGUAGCAUGCUAUUACGAUGCUAAGCGUACCCCUACUGUCAACGAAUCUCUUCCACUAUGGCAAUUCCGUUGGGGAUCGCAGCAGACCGGCAUCACGCCGGGGCAUGUUAUGCUGCAACUCAUGUGGAAGAAGCUUGGUGAUACACCAAAGAGAGAGCAAAUGAGCGAGAUACCAGGCCCAAGGAUCCAGCUUAGUGAGGGCAUGCAGAUAUCGCUACUGGGUCAGAAGUCAAAGGCAUAG
Messenger RNA from Alternaria incomplexa, 663 nucleotides. RefSeq lists its product as uncharacterized. Bases 1 to 663 code for a protein of 220 amino acids. The transcript has 2 exons. The record is from RefSeq and is a predicted model, not a curated record. NCBI's taxonomy places the organism in Eukaryota, Fungi, Ascomycota, Dothideomycetes, Pleosporales, Pleosporaceae.